CCCCAGCGCCCGGAUUGGCGGGUCUCGCUGACCACUCAGGAAAGGCCCAGGCUCCCGUCGAGCCCGGGGAGUCGAGCUGAGCCUAGCCGAGCGGGGCGGCAGGCGGCCCCGGCCCAGACCCUGCGAGCGCCCCGGGGCACUCCCGGCCGAGGCCUUCAGAGGGCAGCCCCGCGCGGGGAUGGGGCCCCGGGGGGCAGGCACCUCUGGGUCCUGUGGCUUGCAGGGUGCCAGUGCCAGCUGGGGAUGCGUCCGGGCGCCCCCGACCCUGAGACUGAGGUUCUCGGGGCUCGGGCUCGGGAGUGGCGGGCUGGCCUGUCAUGAAUGUUCCUACACUCAGGAGUACACCUCACAGUCUUCUAUAGCCUCCGGAGUGAAGUUCCCUGUGUACAGGAUUCUAACUUGGAGGGACCAUGGAGCAGUAUACAGCGAACAGCAAUAGUUCAACAGAGCAGAUUGUUGUACAGGCUGGACCAAUUCAGCAGCAGCAGCAGGGUGGUGUCACUGCUGUCCAGUUGCAGACUGAGGCCCAGGUGGCAUCCGCCUCAGGCCAGCAAGUCCAGACCCUCCAGGUAGUCCAGGGGCAGCCAUUAAUGGUGCAGGUCAGUGGAGGCCAGUUAAUCACAUCAACUGGCCAACCCAUCAUGGUCCAGGCUGUCCCUGGUGGUCAAGGUCAAACCAUCAUGCAAGUACCUGUAUCUGGGUCCCAGGGUUUGCAGCAGAUACAGUUGGUCCCACCUGGACAGAUCCAGAUCCAGGGUGGGCAGGCUGUGCAGGUGCAGGGCCAGCAGGGCCAAACCCAGCAGAUCAUCAUCCAGCAGCCCCAGACAGCUGUUACUGCUGGCCAGACCCAGACGCAGCAGCAAAUUGCUGUCCAGGGGCAGCAAGUGGCACAGACUGCUGAAGGGCAAACCAUCGUUUAUCAGCCAGUUAAUGCAGACGGUACCAUUCUCCAGCAAGUUACAGUCCCUGUUUCAGGCAUGAUCACCAUCCCAGCAGCCAGUUUGGCAGGAGCACAGAUUGUUCAGACAGGAGCCAACACCAAUACAACCAGCAGUGGACAAGGGACUGUCACUGUGACACUACCAGUGGCAGGCAAUGUGGUCAAUUCAGGAGGGAUGGUCAUGAUGGUGCCUGGUGCUGGGUCUGUGCCUGCUAUCCAAAGAAUCCCUCUACCUGGAGCAGAGAUGCUCGAAGAAGAGCCUCUCUAUGUGAAUGCCAAACAGUAUCACCGCAUACUUAAGAGGAGGCAAGCCCGAGCCAAACUAGAGGCAGAAGGGAAAAUUCCAAAGGAAAGAAGGAAAUAUCUGCAUGAGUCUCGGCACCGUCAUGCCAUGGCACGGAAGCGUGGUGAAGGUGGGCGAUUUUUCUCUCCAAAAGAAAAGGAUAGCCCUCAUAUGCAGGUAAGAAGACUUCUUACUUUGUAUUUUCUCAGGUGGAAUCUUCUGCAUUUUCUAAGUUUUUUCCCCCAACUGAAUAUUUACAGCAACCUAAAGCUCUAGGAGGAUCCAAACCAAGCAGAUGAAGAAGCAAUGACACAGAUCAUCCGAGUAUCCUAACCCCAGGCCAUGUGAUGGAGAUGAUCAAGGUCAUGUUCCUCACCACUGUUCCAGGAAAUUGAUCACUUCUUCCGAUGGGACACUGAUGAUAACAUUCUGCCCUUUUCUGCAGGACAGAAACCCACUUAGUUUUUCAAAGUGGCUUGGUAUUAUAAUUGCAGCGUUGUCUGGCAAAUUGAAGUUGCAAGGCUUUGUCUCACCCCUUCAGUCAGGACUAUUUUAGACUGUUGAUGACAUUGACGUUUCAUGGACUAGGAUGAUGCGAAGGACUCAUGCCAGCCCAACAGUACCACACACAGCACUUAGAUGUUGACUGGUGAAGCCAGCCAGCCGUCUGAGCAGGGGAGAACAACCUUCUCAAGCUAAACUACAAUCCGGGAAGCUGAAGCCCACUCCUUCCCAUGGAAUCUAAACACCAUCUCAGGCUAAGUGAAUGAACACUGUAUUCAGAGAUGACUUCCAGGCAUGGAAGUUCAAUCUCAUGGAAAUAAUAAAUUCUCUGAGAUACAUUCAUCUAAUCUGUGGUAAUAAUAAGAAUGUCUGCGCAGAUGAUAGGUUGGUAUUUUUGGACUCCAAGCCAAGAAAAAGCUAAUUCUGGGGAUAGAAUGAUAAAAGAAUCAAGCACUAAAAAUAAUUGCUGAAUCUUUUUUCAUUUUGGCCAGUUGUGGUCUGCUUGUCCAUCUGUUGACAGGUCAUCUGGACCAUAGUUCUUACUAUGGCUACUUGUAAGACAAUUUAGAAGGUAUUGGACCUUGAAACUUCCUUUCCUAAGUAGAGAACAAAAUAAUACAACUAUGCUGAAGUGCUGAGGACACUUGUAGUAACUCCUAAACGGAGAGGCAAACUAGAGAUUUUCAAUCAUAGGCUUAGUGACAGCAUUUGGAAAAUAGAAGGGUUUGUGUGUGUUUCAGUCUAGAAGAGAGAGAGGUAAUAUACCCAUGUGUUGUCAUAUAGCAUGAUUCUUCAGUUGAUGGAUGCCUGGGAUGGAUCAUUAAGAUGAAGAGACUAAUUUACAUUUACACUAUAAUCUUUUAACAACCGAAAGAGAGAAGUCUGAGAUUUGGUCUUUGACACUUUUCUGGAAAGCACUGUUCAAUCAAGCUGUCCUGGACAUUCUCCAGGUUACCUCCUAGAACUCAACGUGGAUGUUGGCUUCACUCCUGCAAGUGCUUUGUGCUGGCCCCAGAAAACGGACAUUCUCAUGUUUCCCAUGGCAGCUGACUCAUUGGUGCCAGCUUCCAUUUGCUUCCCCCUUUCUCCAUAUGCCUUUGCAGGAAGGUUUUCACUUUGCAUCUACAUUUUGGGGACAAAUUACAGACUGGAACUAGAGAUGGCUGUAGUGUAAGGAAUUGGGCCACAGUUCCCAGAAUGGGUUGUGUCUCAUUUCUUUUCUAGAUGUUGAACCCUGGUAGAAAGUGAUACUUCAGAAGAGUUUCUGCCUACUCUGGAAACAAAGAAGGAAAACAAUUCUUUUUGACUUAAUAACCAAGAGUAAAGAUUGGCUCUUUUUAUAUUUUACUCUAAUUGUAUUAAGAGAUAAAAAGUAUUUCACUCUCUAAAGAAAACAUCAUAAGCAUUGUAAUGGUCUAAAUAGAGGUACAGAGCUAUGCAAAGAAAGCAGGAAGUGAAAUAUAUUUCUAAUUCCUGAAAUCGAAUCAUCUCCUGGCUUCCAGAUGUCAGAAAUGGAGGACUUAUUCUUUGGUAGACUCACUAGAAACUUCUGGCUCAUUACAUGAGUUUUAGAUGUUAAUUUAUCCAGUAAUCCCCAAAUUUGUCAAAUGACAGGUUACUAAAAACAAUGAGAAAUUUAUAUCCCUUGGUUUGUUUAGGAAUCUUUAAGAUGCAGAGUUCAGGAAGAGAUUCCUCAGACCUAAUUUCUAGUACUUAAGCCAGUAGUUCUAAAAUGCUAUUUAUUUGUGUCUGUAAGUUUGUACAUAGUAAUUCCAGCCUCAUUGUUGCGGAAUUAUUUUUUCAUGCAUUUGAGUUUUGCUUGAAAUUAAAUGCUUCAGUUGUCAUUAUUGUCAUUGCAUUUCAGCUAAUUCAUGGCCCUUUUAUUGUGGUCAUUUUUAGCAUAUCAUAAUAACCCACAAAGUGGGGUUGAGGUGGAUUAAGGUUUGGAUUUUUUUCUUUAUUUGUUGCUAGAAGUUCUUUUAUUCAUUUUUCAUUUUGACUGUAGUGAUGACUUUUAGAUAUAGAGUGAAUGGAUGAGUGAAUAAUUGGUUUAAUAGUUACUUUACUUCAUGAAUGCUUUUUUUUUGCAGGAUAAUUGUAUAUAUUUUAAUUGUAUUGGUACAUUGAACAUGUCAGUGUCUAUAUCACUGGACCAACAACAUUUUUGGCUAUUGAGUGCCUGAUAAUAAUGUCUUGAUUUUCCUUUGGGACUCAGUUAUAUAUAUUUUCCCCUCAGCAGUAGGGGGAGUACAAGUGAUCUGAUCAUUGAUGUCAUUGCAAUUGUUAUUUUUAAAAAUAAAUUUAUGAGAAAGUGA
Myotis daubentonii (Daubenton's bat) is the source of this 4042-nucleotide messenger RNA. RefSeq names its product nuclear transcription factor Y subunit alpha (gene NFYA). Lineage: Eukaryota; Metazoa; Chordata; Mammalia; Chiroptera; Vespertilionidae. Gene Ontology annotation, cellular component: CCAAT-binding factor complex. Gene Ontology annotation, biological process: regulation of DNA-templated transcription. The record is from RefSeq and is a predicted model, not a curated record. Gene Ontology annotation, molecular function: DNA binding; DNA-binding transcription factor activity.